Molecule: messenger RNA, 180 nt
Organism: Dentiscutata erythropus
Lineage: Eukaryota; Fungi; Glomeromycota; Glomeromycetes; Diversisporales; Gigasporaceae
Source: the annotation of a GenBank genome assembly
AUGAAUUAUCUAGAUUAUUCACCUACUAAUAUUGAACUAUCUUUUGAAAUAGUUCUUGAAUCUUGGUCAAAAUACAAUUUAACUUUAAAACUUUCUGAUAAUUCAUUAUUUCAAGAUAAUAAUGAUGUGUGGAUAUCUCCUGGCUUAAAACUUGAUUCAAACCUAUAUACUAAAGAUUAA